This is a messenger RNA of Fopius arisanus, 2060 nucleotides long. RefSeq names its product venom metalloproteinase 3-like. The transcript is spliced from 11 exons. Lineage: Eukaryota; Metazoa; Arthropoda; Insecta; Hymenoptera; Braconidae. The record is from RefSeq and is a predicted model, not a curated record. Bases 274 to 1971 code for a protein of 565 amino acids. Gene Ontology annotation, biological process: proteolysis. Gene Ontology annotation, molecular function: metalloendopeptidase activity.
AUUUAUGCAAUUUAUUCGUAGAUUCAUGUGUGGUAGAUUCAUGUGUUUUUUUUUUCAUUUUUCGGGAUGAUGUACAGCUGUUCAAAUUGAAAAAUAAAAUUCAUGUGAUGAGUACAAAAAAUAAAAAUAUUUACAUUGAAUAUUCCUUGAAUGUCAUAUGGUGUAGAAUCAAGUGUUUGCAUCAACACUGAGUACGUCAUCGAAUAUAUUGCAAAAGACAGGUCAUAAAAAAUAAUUAAAUUAGUAUUUCUUGUCUGGGUGUGUCAUUUCGAAAUGAUUACUGGAAGUGAACGUUUGUGCUUAUUUUUACUUACAUUUCCGCAGUGGAGUGCUCAAAUAUGCGAAUUGCUAACGGAUAAAGAAGUUGAGUCAAUCUUCCAGACAAAAUGCGACACUGCGCCGGAAUAUCAAGUUGUGCCUGUACUGCACUCUCUCGCUACGCAAAAUAUUUUGAAUCCAAAAGUUCAUUUCAAAUUCUUCGGAAGUGAUGUCACUUUGUACUUGUGGCGAGCUGAGGGAAAAUUUUUCGGAAAGCAUACGCCAAUCUUCACAGUUGAAACAGACAAAUCCUCUCCUAGAGGUCUGCGUUACACAAAAUAUGAUGCAGAUGGGAUUUAUCACGCCUACCAAGACGAAUCGAACAAUGCAGCGAUAAUAGCCCGCAAAGGCACUAAUAAUUCAUACAAAUUCGAUGGCACUUUCGGUCAGAAUUUCGCAAUUCGCUCUCUUCCGGAGAGAGUGAUAAACGAAAUUAUUAACAACAAUAAAUCGCAGCAUCAGAAAUACAACGAAAACUAUCCGCAAAUAGACCAUCAUGUAAUUAUAAAGAUGAAGGAUGUGAAGAAGGUUUUGAUAAACUUGGAUAAACACUCAUCGAAUAACUCAUUUCCAACUGGCGACGAACAAAAAUCAUUACGUAAAUACGACAAAUUAAAAAUGCAUUCGAACGUUGUGUAUCCUGAAAUUCUAACUGUCAUCGAUUAUGAUACUUUCAAGUGUGUAAAGUAUACUAUGAAACGAUUUUUUCAAAUAUUCACCCGCUGGAGAGAUGUUAAAAUGUUUGUUAUAUUAUUCAGAUCCUUCCAAUCCGAUGUUCUUGAGUUACUCGUCUAUUUAACAGCCUUUUGGAAUGGUGUAGACUUACGAUACAAAUCGUUGAGAGAUCCGAAAGUUCAUCUUAAUAUCGCAACGAUAAUAAUUGGAUUGGAUAGGAAUGCUACACCGUAUUUGAAUAAUUAUCGUGUCAAUGAAUCUAAGAUAAACAUUGAUUCUCUACAAGCUAUGGGUCACUAUUUCUACGCUGAAGAGAGGAUUGACAAGAAUUCGUACGAUAUCGUUAUCGCUGUUACGCGAUCGACGGUAUGUGAACAUUUGAAAGACAAUAAAAAUUCGAGCUGUGUGUCUUUAAGAGGCAUUAGUCAAGUGGGUUCAGCAUGCGUGCGGAAUGAAGUAAAAAAAGCCGUGGAGUCUGUAGGUCUUAUCCAUGAUCAAGGAUUUAAUGGAAUUGCAACUGCUGCUCAUGAAUUAGCUCAUAUACUGGGGGUGCCACACGAUGGGUCUCCAUCACCACCAUAUAUUGGUGGUCCAGGAGCCACCAGGUGUAACUGGCAAGAUGGAUAUCUGAUGAGCAGUCAGAGAUUCGGUAGCAAUGCCUUUAAAUGGUCCGAUUGUAGUUUAGAAUGCUUCAAAUUUUUUCUAAAACAGCCAGGAGCCAAAUGUCUCUACAAUAAACCAAAAUUCGACGCAGACUUUCCAAGAAUAUUGCCAGGAUCGUUAUUAUCGUUAGAUCAGCAGUGCUAUGAAGCUGGGGCACUUGAGGCUUGUCACCACGAUGAAAGGGCUUGUCAACUUUUGUAUUGCACAAUGCCUGAAAGGAGAGAUCAGUGUUUUGCUACUGCUCCUGCUGCUGAAGGAUCAAAAUGUGGAGAUGAUAAGGUUUGGACCAGCGAUAUAACCUUUUUACUGGCCUAAAAAGGAAUGGCGCUUUCAUCGGUUUUCAAAAAUUUGGUUUAGUAAAUGUCAGUAACGAGCAAAGAGGAUUGACUAAAGUAGAGGCUCAG